AUGGAAGCUCCGCUGACAGCUGCCCAGAUCCGGCAGCGCUUCAUUGACUUCUUCCAGGCCAACCAGCACAGCUAUGUGCACUCCUCCUCCACCAUCCCCCUGGACGACCCCACACUGCUCUUUGCCAAUGCUGGCAUGAACCAGUUCAAGCCUAUCUUCCUCAACACCAUCGACCCCUCGCACCCCCUGGCCAGGCUCUGCAGGGCCACCAACAGCCAGAAGUGCAUCCGGGCAGGGGGCAAGCACAACGACCUGGACGACGUGGGGAAGGAUGUCUACCACCACACCUUCUUUGAGAUGCUGGGCUCCUGGUCCUUCGGGGACUACUUCAAGGAGCUUGCUUGUAAGCUGGCCUUGGAGCUUCUGACCAAGGAGUUUGGCAUCCCUGCUGCCAGGCUCUACGUCACCUACUUUGGUGGCAAUGAGGCUGCAGGCCUGCAGCCAGACCUGGAGUGCAAGCAGAUCUGGCUGGACUUGGGGCUGGCUGAGGCCAGGAUCCUCCCUGGCAGCAUGAAGGAUAACUUCUGGGAAAUGGGAGACACAGGCCCCUGUGGCCCUUGCAGUGAGAUCCACUAUGACAGGAUUGGGGACAGGGAUGCUUCCCACCUGGUCAACCAGGAUGACCCCAACGUGCUGGAGAUCUGGAACCUGGUGUUCAUCCAGUUCAACAGGGAAGCUGAUGGCACACUGAAGCCUCUCCCUAAGAAAAGCAUCGAUACUGGGAUGGGCCUGGAGAGGUUGGUGUCUGUCCUGCAGAACAAGAUGUCCAACUAUGACACUGACCUCUUCCUGCCUUACUUUGAAGCCAUCCAAAAGGGCACCGGCGCCAGGCCGUACCAGGGCCGUGUGGGGGCACAGGACACCGAUGGCAUCGACAUGGCCUACCGGGUGCUGGCCGACCACGCACGGACCCUGACGCUGGCGCUGGCCGACGGCGGCCGCCCCGACAGCACCGGCAGAGGGUACGUGCUGAGGCGCAUCCUGCGGCGCGCUGUGCGCUACUCCCACGAGAAGCUCAAUGCCCCCAAGGGCUUCUUUGCCACUCUGGUUGAUGUGGUGGUGGAGUCAUUGGGAGAUGCCUUUCCUGAGCUGAAGAAGGACCCAGAGCUGGUGAAAGACAUUAUCAAUGAAGAAGAAGAUCAGUUCCUGAAAACACUCAUCAGAGGACGUCGCAUCCUGGACAGGAAGAUCCAGAGCCUGGGGGACAGUAAAACCAUCCCUGGGGACACUGCCUGGCUGCUGUACGACACCUACGGCUUCCCUGCCGACCUGACGGCGCUGAUCGCCGAGGAGAAGGGACUGGUGCUGGACAUGGAGGGCUUCGAGGAGGAGCGCAGGCAGGCACAGCUCAAAUCCCAGAGCAAGGGUGCUGGAGGAGAGGACCUCCUCAUGCUGGACAUCUAUGCCAUCGAGGAGCUGAGGGCACAGGGGCUGGAGGUGACAGAUGACUCCCUGAAGUACAGCUACACCUCGGACUCCAGCGGCACCUACGGCUUCGGCUGCCCGGUGGGCAGGGUGCGGGCACUGCGCAGGGAGAAGCGGUUCGUGGAGGAGGUGCUGAGCGGGCAGGAGUGCGGCGUGGUGCUGGACAGGACCUGCUUCUAUGCCGAGCAGGGCGGCCAGGUCUACGACCAGGGCUACAUGGUCAAGGAGGAGGACUGCCAGGAGGAUAGGACAGAGUUCACGGUGAAGAACGUGCAGGUGCGGGGAGGAUAUGUGCUGCACACAGGGACCCUCUACGGCAGCCUGAGAGUAGGAGACGAGGUGCAGCUGUCCAUCGACGAGGCCAGGCGCAGGCCGGUGAUGAGCAACCACACAGCCACCCACGUGCUGAACUUCGCCCUGCGCACAGUGCUGGGGGAGGCAGAGCAGAGAGGCUCCCUGGUGGCUCCUGACCGCCUGCGCUUCGACUUCACUGCCAAGGCUGCCCUGACCACCCAGCAGCUGAAGGAGGUGGAGAGCAUUGCCAACCAAAUGAUCCAGGAGGCCAAGCCUGUGUAUGCCAGGGAGUGCCCCCUGGCAGCAGCCAAGGCCAUCCAGGGGCUGAGGGCAGUGUUUGAUGAGACCUACCCCGACCCAGUGCGAGUGGUGUCCAUCGGGGUGCCAGUGGAGGAGCUGCUGGCUGACCCCUCCGGCCCCGCUGGCGCCACCACCUCCGUCGAGUUCUGCAGCGGCACGCACCUGCAGAACUCCAACCACGUUGGUUCCUUCGUCAUUGUCUCAGAGGAGGCCAUAGCCAAGGGGGUCCGCAGGGUGGUCGCUGUCACCGGGGCCGAGGCUCGGAAGGCCCUGCGGAAGGUGGACAGCCUCAGGAAGCUGCUGGUAGCCCUGGAGGCCAAGGUGAAGCUGCAGACAGCUCCCAACAAGGAUGUGCAGAAGGAGAUCACUGAGCUCAGCGAGUGCCUGGCCACUGCUGUCAUCCCUCAGUGGCAGAAGGAUGAGCUGAGGGAGGCUGUGAGAGGCCUGAAGAAGGUGAUGGACGACCUGGACCGAGCCAGCAAGGCUGACAUCCAGAAACGAGUGCUGGAGAAGACCAAGCAGGUCAUUGAGAGUCACCCAAACCAGCCACUGGUCAUCAUGGAAAUGGAAAAUGGAGCCUCAGCAAAGGCCCUGAACGAGUCCCUGAAGCUCUUCAAGACCUGCUCCCCCCAGACGGCUGCCAUGCUCUUCGCCGUGGACCCUGAGGCUGGCAGGAUCACCUGCCUGUGCCAGGUGCCCCAGGAGGCCGCCAACAAGGGCCUGAAGGCCAGCCAGUGGGUGCAGGAGGUGUCUGCCCUGAUGGACGGCAAGGGCGGGGGGAAGGACGUCUCGGCGCAGGCCACGGGCAAGAACGUAGGCUGCCUGCAGGAGGCUCUCCGGGUGGCCACGGACUUUGCCCAGCUGCGGCUCGGGGAGCUGAAGAACUGA
Messenger RNA from Indicator indicator, 2907 nucleotides. It is a transcript of the gene AARS1, whose product is annotated as alanyl-tRNA synthetase 1. Gene Ontology annotation, cellular component: mitochondrion; cytoplasm. Lineage: Eukaryota; Metazoa; Chordata; Aves; Piciformes; Indicatoridae. Bases 1 to 2907 code for a protein of 968 amino acids. The transcript has 20 exons. Gene Ontology annotation, molecular function: GTPase activity; amino acid binding; ATP binding. The record is from RefSeq and is a predicted model, not a curated record. Gene Ontology annotation, biological process: alanyl-tRNA aminoacylation; translational initiation; tRNA modification.